Molecule: messenger RNA, 591 nt
Organism: Dujonia railenensis
Lineage: Eukaryota; Fungi; Ascomycota; Pichiomycetes; Serinales; Debaryomycetaceae
Source: the annotation of a GenBank genome assembly
AUGUCUACGGCGUUUGAAUUCCCAAAGAUACAUUCGUUUAUACCGUUCUAUACCAAGCAGCCAAAUGCAACUGUGUUGAACAAUCAGCUUGAUUCAUGGUGUGAAAUCCUCUUGGGCUACUGCCAACAUUAUAAAAUAACAUCGAUGUCUCCGAUAACGGGUAAGAUCCUACAUUCACAACUAGAAGAGGAUGAAAUUAAAGAUAUACCGUCAUUAUUUGAAAAUAAGUCAAUUAAAAGGGUGGCAAACGACGAGUUCAAGACAUUGAUAUUCAAGCAUCUUAUCCUGAAUCAGAAUAAGGCGGAAUUAAAGAACCCCAAAUCUCCAGAAAAUGGGGUUAUAGUAUUUUGGAGAUCAUUGGCGGAAUGGGCUCAAGUAUUAUAUUCAUUUGUUCAAAAAACUGGGCAAUUAGGUUCUGUAUUAACCGUAUACGAAUUAACAAAGCUGACGGACAGUGGGUUGACGGAUGACAUACGGAAUCUUGAGUAUGAUUUAUUGGUAAAGGUUUUAAAGGUACUAGUAAAACAGGGAAAAGCCCAAAUAUUGAUGAGCGAGGAUGGACAUGAAAUAGGUGGUGUUAAGAUUGUGUAA